Molecule: messenger RNA, 1169 nt
Organism: Entrophospora candida
Lineage: Eukaryota; Fungi; Glomeromycota; Glomeromycetes; Entrophosporales; Entrophosporaceae
Source: the annotation of a GenBank genome assembly
CUUCCAACGUUCUUUCCAUAGCUCAAACUUUUUUACUCAAAUCCCCAGAAAAUAUCAGUGUAGAAGAAAAAAGAAAAUACACAAUUUUUAAAAAUGGACAAGAUGCAUUAGCAGCAUUAUUCCAUGCAAUAAUGAUAUCCUUUGAAUUCAGACUAAUUGGUUUUGGCGAAGACGAUAAUUUAAACGUUAAUUAUGAUAUUGAUAAUGAAGGGAAUAUUAUUACAUUACCGGAUGUUUGGAAUGCUCAAGGGCCUAACUUUUAUGCUUUUCGUUAUAAACAUCAUCAAUCUUCACUUACUUUUUUGAUAAAAUCCAUGAAAAUGUCUAAUAAGUUUUUAGUUCAUGGAAUGGCUAUAGAGGAUAAUAAAACAGUAACAUUUGAAACAGUGACAGAAGAUUAUGUUUAUCCUUCAAUUUUUCCUUACACGCUUGAAAAAGCUGAAUCACAACCGCUUCUUAAUGUUUACAUAUCGGAAAGCCGUAUCAAUGACCUGAUCAAUCAAUAUAAAACCAAGAUUAUUGACAAAUUAAUUCCUAAUUUAUAUAAUGGUAAAGGUGGAACCACUACAACGCCGAUUGUAUCUUCAACUCAACCUAAUACUAACGAUCCUUUACGUAUUCCAACUCGUCAACCUCCACUUGUUGGUCCAUCUAUAUUUGGAGAUCCUUAUGGAAUGCCUAGUCGAGGUGGUGGAAUGUUGGUUGGCCCAGAUCAUCCAAUGUUUGGACAAAGAGUUCCGAGUCGUGGUGAUCAAAUUUUUGGUGGACCACAAAAUUUACCAAGAUUUGAUCCGAUUGGUCCACUUGGCCCACAACCACUCCCUAGACCAGGUCAACCUAGAGGUCGUGGUGGAAAUUUUUUCAGUGGCGAUCCUGAUAAUGAUGAAUUGCCUCCACCAGUAAUUGCAUUGUCAGCUGGUAUUUCGGAUGAAGUCAAAGUUAACUAUUUGUUGCAAGAACAAGUUGGGCAGAAGUUUAAAAAAGUUACCAUGGCAGAAUUACUAUAUUUGAGGGAACAUUUGAUAUUACAGAAUCUGGUAACUGGUGAAGUGAAUCAAGCUGUUUUAAAGGCUGCAACAAAUGUAUUCAUGAAUCGCGAUUCUGAGUUAAAGGCUCAUAUAAAUUUUGUUGAAGAAACAAUGUGGGGAGAGUCAAAGCUACCUAUUUAG